Messenger RNA from Nymphalis io (European peacock), 6157 nucleotides. It is a transcript of the gene FoxK, whose product is annotated as forkhead box protein K1. The transcript is spliced from 13 exons. Gene Ontology annotation, biological process: regulation of transcription by RNA polymerase II. Gene Ontology annotation, molecular function: RNA polymerase II cis-regulatory region sequence-specific DNA binding; DNA-binding transcription factor activity, RNA polymerase II-specific; protein binding. NCBI's taxonomy places the organism in Eukaryota, Metazoa, Arthropoda, Insecta, Lepidoptera, Nymphalidae. The record is from RefSeq and is a predicted model, not a curated record. Bases 442 to 2100 code for a protein of 552 amino acids.
GCAUAGAUGGCGCUUCGAACUUGUAAACUGCGUAUGGCGAACUGACGUUUUUGGUUAUUUUUGUUCUCGCCUCGUGUUUACUUUAGUGUCUAAUUUCGAUCCAAUUGCGAAAAUUUUGUUGUGCAACAGCAUAAAGCCUACAAUUUCCGGCAAAGACGAUUUUACUAUACCGUAUAGUAUCGAUCUGCGCUUCCCGACUAGAUAUAUGUAUACAGUUUUAUCACGUGGUGGUGUGAUUUAUAUAAUUCUUGUUUACCGUACAAGUCGAAACUUUGCGCAUGUGCGUCCCGUCAGUAACCUCAAAUUGUAGAACGGACACAGAUUCGGCAGGUUCCGGAUAUCCGGGUCGUGGCACGGCGGUCUCGGGUUUGUGAUGUGCUAUCGCGGCGAGGGUGCGCGCCCCGCGUGUGGACGUUGGUGAUAAAGGUACACGCGCCUGACAUGGCUCAGACUCAGAUCUCGCGGAGCUCGGAGAGCGAUGCCUGGGCGCUCCUUGCGCUCAAGUCGGCGCCCCCAUCGCCUUCCAAGGUCCAGUGGGCGCAAGAGCCGGCUCCGAUCGCGAUCGCGCGGCUCGACGGUCGUGAUUUCGAAUAUUUGAUUCGUCAGAAGAGGGUAAUAAUCGGGCGAAACUCUAGCCGGGGUCAAGUGGACGUGAAUAUGGGACAUUCGAGCUUUAUAUCACGCCGGCACCUCGAACUGUUUUACGACCAUCCAGAGUUCUAUUUGACGUGUAACAGUAAGAAUGGCGUGCUUGUGGACGGAGUCUUCCAGCGGAAGGGAGCGGCUGCGAUGUUGCUGCCAAAAAGAUGCACUCUACGCUUUCCAUCCACAAACAUCCGGUUAGAGUUCCAGUCGCUGGUUGAGGAGAGCGGGGGAGGGGCGGGCAGUUCUGGUCCUCCCUUACCUCCUCUCCGCAUCUCGAUACCGACGGACAAUGACGGUCGCAGCCCUGCGCCGUCUCCUACCGGUACUAUAAGCGCCACAAACAGCUGUCCAACAUCUCCCCGAGGGGCUGGAUCAUCAGGGCGACGGCAUCCCGACUUGGGUCUGGUCGCUCAAUACGCGGUCUUAGCGGAACACCAACGACCAACUUCUAAUGGAACCGCUAGUUCAUCCGCUUCCGACUCCGCGUACAGCGCCCGCGACGCACGAGAGGCGCGCGAGCACCGCGAAGGCCGAGACGAUGCUAAACCGCCAUACAGCUACGCCCAGCUGAUCGUGCAAGCGGUCGCUUCUGCGCAAGAUAAACAGCUGACGCUGAGCGGCAUAUACAGCUACAUAACGAAGCACUACCCGUACUACCGUACCGCCGACAAGGGUUGGCAGAACUCGAUACGUCACAAUCUCUCGCUUAAUCGGUAUUUUAUUAAAGUACCACGCAGUCAAGAAGAGCCCGGUAAGGGUAGCUUCUGGCGCAUCGAUCCCCAGAGCGAGGGGAAGCUGAUCGAGCUCGCCUUCCGUCCCAGGCGUCCACGCGGCGUUCAGUUCCGAGCGCCGUUUGGAUUAUCUUCAAGGAGCGCGCCGACGUCUCCGUCGCAGGUGGGCGUGUCGGGGCUGGUGACGCCCGAGGAGCUGUCGCGCGAGCCCACCCCCGACCUGUUCACCGGGGAGGACCACGACCAGCAGCAAGCCGGACAACAGCGGCUGAAUAACAACAACGGUAACAGCAGCCAGUCGACGCAGUACCUGUUCCCUCAGCGGAGUGGGGUCAGCCAGAGCGCGCCGGGAUCACCCGGCGCCGGCGUGUCGUUCGGCGCGGGCGGCAGCGGGCUGGUGAUGGCGGGGCACCAGAUCACCGUCGUCACCAACGGCGCCGGCGGGGAGCGGGAAGAGAAGUACGUGGUGGGCGCGGCUGGCGGCGGACUGGUCACCAUCCCCGAGGAGGAAGUGCAGGCCGCCAACCUGCUGCUGCACCAGCACGAGCCCUACUACGCCAACUACAGCGGCGAGGAGGGCUGCUCGUCGCUGGGCGGGGAGCUCGUCAUCGAGGAGGCGCCCGACGACCCGCCGCACAAGCGGACCAAGCACCACCACCCGGACCCUCCCACUCGUGACCACAGCCGAAGCAACUCCGGCAAAAUAAAAAGGUAUCGGAUAUAGAGGAUCGGCGCUCGUAUUGACGGCCCGCCGCCACGUGAGCCUCCCGACGUCCGCGUCACGCGACCCCGGCGCCCGCACGCACACUAGCGUCUCGCACUGCACAGAAACCGACCAAUCGGAGCGCGCGCUGAUCACGCGACGACCGAUCGGCCAGUAACGGACUAAUCGGAAUGCGUUAUUAUAACGCGAUAUAUUAUAUUCAUUGGUGGACGUCGACGAGAUCAGAACGAAACAUCGGUCGAAAUGGCGCGGGACAGUGUUAUAGCAAUAAAUAGACAGUGACGUAAGAGAUGAAUUUUUAAUUUUGAACCCUAAAGUGUUAAGUAUAAAGUGUCGUUUCGAGUGGUUUUAAUUUUCACGCUAAGUAAGGCAUAUUGCGUUAUUUUCGUUUAAUUUACGUUUAAGUGGACUUGACGUUUUGACGUCGGAUGAGGUUUUUUUUUUGUUGUUGUUGUAUACAUUGCAUGCGUGCUGUGACUUUGUACAGUGAACUUUAAAAACAUAAGCUUUCUUUAAGAGUUAAAAAUGAUACAUCAAGUCCAAAUAUGUGACUUUAAUUUAGAUCGUACUAAACAAAUAACUGCAGUGCAUUUGAGGCUCACUGUACUGUAAUUUUUUUCUUCAAAGUGCAAUCAUACAAUAUAAUUUAUUGUGUUAGUAAUAUAGUAUUUGGCCAAUUAAGCACUAAUACAUCUAUAAUAAGAUAUAACACAUAUAAUGGUCACUGAAAAAAUAUACAUAUACAUAGGAGACGGUAAAUGGAAUGAUUAUUAUUUAAACACAACAUAUAUAAAAAGUCUACACUAUCGAACUUAUUCAAAAUUGAUUGAUGUUUUAUAGAAAAUAUAGAUAUUAAUUAUUAUUAUUUACUGCAUGACGCAGUCCAUUAUUAUAUUAAAGAAACUUGAUUGCUAGUAUUCACUUGUCUGUUAACAAAAGUGUCCUUCGGCUUCGGCGCUUUCAAAUCUUUGCUGUUUGUACACAAAAUGACCUCUCGAACACCCUGUUGUUUAACGGUUUGCUUUCGUCAUGUAUGUCAUUAAAUUAAAGUAAUUAAAAAGAAUGUAAUGUCGUUUUAUAAAACUCGUUAGAAUUUCUCUCGCGUUAAAAUAAACCACUUUUAAUGUAAAGACUUUGAUUAUAAGUGAAAUUACGAAUUUCAUGAAGUACAAUCUAUUAAAGUAAUUGAUAUUGUUGAUAACAUACUAGAGGAAUACAAAAAUGUUUGAUAAUGUUCAGUUUUUGUUGAAUCGUUGCACUGAUUUUUAUAAAUUCUUAAAAAAAAUUUAAACGGCGUCAAUUUGAUGUUAAUAGUACUUGGCAGUAAGCGUGACUCCGGCGCCAUGUAACAUGAAGGGUAGGCUAGGCUUUACGUGGACAAAUUUUCGAUAUUUGUUUCCCAACAACUGAAAUAUCAAUAAGAGAAACAAGAAAAUCGUUGACGAUAGUCAACUCUCUCAAAUGAUAAGACAUGAUAACUGCUUAUUUUUUAUUGUACGUCGUAUUCUCAAAUUAAGCACUGAAGCAGUUUGUAAAACUAAUUAAAAAAAAACCUUUAAUUGUAUUAUUAUUAUUAUAAGAUUUAUGGUCUAGCCUCCCAUUUAAUUUGUUAGCAAACGUAAGGAAUAAAGUUUUUUAAGAAGACUCAUGUAUACUUGAAAGCUGCCCGACUUACAAUUUCGUCGAUACUUUUCUAAUGUUAAAAUAUCGUUUAAUAAAUAGUAUACGUUCGGAGACAGUUGGACUGGUGGACCUUUAAACAGUUAACACAUGUGUGGCACCGGCGUUACGCCUAAUGCUGAAAGCUGUGGUACCUUUUAAUAUGAAUCUACUUUAUAGAAUUUAGCUGAAUCCAGAUAGAACAAUUUACAAUUUCGAAUGUAUUGUACAAAUACAGUUUAAACUAGCUAAUUAUAUGACAUGAACUGUCAAAUGACUGUGACGUGUAUGAAUAUGUCACAGAUAAAAAAAUAAAAUGGCGGAAAUAUGCCUUUUAAGCAAUCGUUAUGAAUAAUUCUUAUUUCAAAAAUAUGAUUUCUUUAUUUGCAAUACAGUGUAAAAAUAUAGUGCAUAGAUAUUAAGUUCGAUUCUAAGUCUUAUUUUAACUUGAAUAACGAUCAAACUAGCUUAACGAAAAUGAAUAAGUUAAUAUGAAAAAAAGGGAAUCUAUAAUUUAUUUCACUUUUAUGAAGACAAUAUUUUGUAAAUAAAUUUUGUCUCCAGACCUUGUUUUUCUUGUGAAAAACCAAAGAGGAUUAUAAAAUAAAAUCGUUGUUGUUCCAUCGAAAUACCAAAUUUUAACUUUUUCUAUAUAGAGUUUUUUUAGAACAUAAUAAAAAUGUUUUUAAGAACAUUGUAUAGAAAUAUGUUAUAUCUUGUGUUGCUAUGCCCAAAAAAUAUUUGGAUAGUUUUCGACCACAUUUUUUUAUAAAUCGCUAUGAUAUUAUAAUUAAAGACGAUAAGGCUUAUUUCAACUACGAUUAAAUAAUGCCACUGACUAGUAUUUAUGUAUAACAUUUAUCAAACUGGCAACACUUGUAAUAUUUAUUAUAAAAAACAUUUCGAGUUAAUAAUGAUCCCAGCAAAGUAUUUCGUUAAAAUUAAACUCACGGUUUUGGUGUAAAAAUCUACAUAUAUAGAAUUAAUAUUAUAAUAAUGAAAAAUUGUAAACUAAUGUUUAUUUUAGCGCUAUUUUAUACAUAUAGCCUACACGAUGGAACCUUAGUGAUUUAUAUUUUAUUAGAAUGUAUCAAUAUAUAAUAAUCGAUUUAUACAUAAAUAAAACUAUGUACAACGUUCUUCUGAAAGUAUAAUUAAUAUUUAGAUACUAUUAAAAAUAUUUCAUCCCUGUAAGCACAAUUUUUAUAACCAAAUUUUAUUUUCAUAUGAUAUUUCGAAAGCACCACUUGUGUCUGAAUUGAAACUGCGCUCGAGUCGUUAGUUUGGAAGCUAUUAACGUUUUCAUUUUUAAUUAUAAAUAAUUUAAAUAAUUGUUUCCUAUUCGUACGUGUCGUGUCACUAAGGUACCAUUAUAUUAAUAGUAUAAUUCACGAACGUGAAAAUAACUUAGUAAUUUAAACUUAGCAUUUAAAUUGUAAAAUAUCCGAGGCUUUAGUACGAAAUGUUUGUAUCUGUAGCGCUCCCGUUAUUCGAAUAUACGCGAUCCAAGGUUACUCAUAACCGGCUUAGCCGGCGAGUUUAAUAUAUUUAGGAUGUAUUUGUUUUGUGUGUAUGUUAGAUAUGCGUUUUGCCCCUUAGUGUCUUAAACGGAUGGACCGAUAUUGAUGUAAUAUUAGAUAGGUCAAUAUGCUGUUCUAUGACAUAAUUGUAUGUUUGUGUGUAUGAGUGUGAAAUUUUAUUUUGAGUAUUAAAAAAAAAAUGAGUUGUGAAGUUAUUUGAUGUUAACGUCUUAGUUUCAUCCAAAUAGGUCCAGUGAUUUCUUAUUUCCUGAUUAAUUUUAACACAUUAAAGACAAGGGAGCGAGUGUAGGGUAUAAAUAAUAUAUGUAACGCGCACUGAUGCUAGCUACAUGACUAAAGAUAUGGUAGAUGAUACUCUCUACACAAACAAGACAGAUUAUAUAUAAACUUUCUUUAAUUGAAACACUGUAUUUAAGUAUCGUUUUAUUUGUUCCUUUUCUUUAUUCAAAUAUGUAACUUGAAUUUAAAAAGUUAAAUUUUUAAAUUUUAUCUGAGACAUUAAAUUCUAUCUUUUUAAAUUUCGAAAUGAAUAUUAAAAUUAUAAUUCAUUUUUGUGUUUUGUCUGUUGUACAUCCAUCUCCAUAGAGAAACCGUAGUCAUAUAGUCAGCAACGGUGACAUAUACUAUCAAUAUGAUAUAAGGCAUUUAAAAUGCUUAAUAGGUGUCUAACGUAAGACGUCACAUCGUAAAACCAACUUUAUCGCUAAUGUAUUAAGGUUGCUUAUGCGCGUGACUCCGUUGGAUAAUAGUAUGUAAAACAAUUUUGUUGUGUACAUUGCGUAUGUUCGGUGCGACGUGGCGCCGUACUCGAUUUAUUAUUGACAAAUUUUAAGAAAUAAACGUAUUUUAUCUCCUUU